AUGGAUACUACUCUGGACCCCCUUUCAACAUCCUUUCUUUACGACGAGGAGGAUGGAAACGAGACCUCCACCAAUCUUUUCGAGCAGCCGGACUGGCAAGUGGCACUCUGGGCGAUCGCAUAUUCUUUAAUCGUAAUCGUGUCGAUCGUUGGCAAUGUCACUGUUAUUUGGAUCAUUUUGGUACAUAAACGAAUGAGGACAGUGACCAACUACUUUAUUGUUAACCUCGCCUUUUCUGAUGCGUCAAUGGCAACUUUUAACACGGUCUUCAAUUUCGUGUAUGCUUUGCACAAUGACUGGUAUUUUGGUUUAGGAUACUGUAAAUUUCAAAACUUCUUUCCAAUAACAGCUAUGUUUUCAAGCAUUUAUUCAAUGGCAGCUAUUUCUGUUGACAGAUAUAUGGCGAUAAUUCACCCCCUGAAGCCCAGGCUCUCCUCCACCACUACUAAAGUUCUGAUCGGAGUAAUCUGGGCUGUGGCAUUUUCACUGGCUUUCCCCCAAUGUUAUUACGCCAGUACCAAGUUCUUUUUCCCCCGGACUGUCUGUAUGGUAGAAUGGCCUGACGAUUAUGGAGGAAAACAUCAGCUCUCGUAUCAGAUUGCUGUGAUUAUCCUGAUCUACUUGCUCCCUCUGCUGGUGAUGUUGGUGACCUAUAGUCUGGUGGGCCAGAAGCUGUGGGGCAGUAAGAUCCCAGGAGAAGCAUCAGACCACUACCAGAACCAGAUCCAGGCUAAACGCAAGGUUGUGAAGAUGAUGAUAGUGGUGGUGUCGACCUUUGCAAUAUGUUGGCUCCCCUACCACAUCUACUUCAUUCUGGGGAGCUUCAACAGGGACAUAUACAAGCAGCACUAUAUCCAGCAGGUCUAUUUGGCCAUCUUCUGGCUGGCCAUGAGUUCCACUAUGUAUAACCCCAUCAUCUACUGCUGUCUAAACCAAAGAUUCCGCUCAGGUUUCUGCGAAGCAUUCCAGUGGUGUCCCUUCAUCAAGAUUUCUGAGGAGGACAACAUGGAGCUGCAGCACAUGAGAACCUUCCAUAUGAGACGCAGUUAUCGCACUGAGACCACCAGCGUGGUGGUCCAUAACAAUGUCAACGAUCCAGAAGAUACCACCUCCAAGCUAUUUAAAGCCUAAAUCUGUUUCAGAGAUUGGAAGGGAAAGAGCAGGAGAAAGAGAAACACCUGUUGGCCACACUUUGCAUUCAAUACCUCACAGUACGCUCAGAAUUUGUAUUUCCAUUUAUUGUGUUCUAUGGUGGGCUUUAACAGUUGGAGUAUAGAUAUACAUAGAUACAAAUAUAUGAUUAAGUAAUCUGAUUUGAAGUUAUUUACACAAGUCUCAAGAGCAAGACACCUUGUAGCUUCCAAGCAAUAAUGCUCACAUUUGGUUUCCUUGAGAUUACGUUUUAAUCUUUAUUUACUGUAUAAAUGUGGUUGGUUUUAAAACCAGUUGUUCAAAUUUCGUUUGUAAGUGUGUAAAUAAAAAGAAAAUUACCUGACAUUCCAGAACAAAAAGUGAAAUACAGCUUUCCCCUCAAAACUUAAUUUCAUAUUAACUUCAGAUUUAGUUUCACAGAGGUAGCAUUGUAUAGAUGGGGACAAUAUGAAAAGUUAAACAUGAAUAAUGAUCUAUAAAUUG
Myxocyprinus asiaticus (Chinese sucker) is the source of this 1635-nucleotide messenger RNA. RefSeq names its product neuromedin-K receptor-like. The record is from RefSeq and is a predicted model, not a curated record. Gene Ontology annotation, biological process: G protein-coupled receptor signaling pathway; positive regulation of flagellated sperm motility. Bases 1 to 1131 code for a protein of 376 amino acids. Gene Ontology annotation, cellular component: plasma membrane; sperm midpiece. Gene Ontology annotation, molecular function: substance K receptor activity. The transcript has 5 exons. Lineage: Eukaryota; Metazoa; Chordata; Actinopteri; Cypriniformes; Catostomidae.